UGGCUGUCGCCUUGACGCGAAGCAGCUGAAGAUUUCCUGUUGACGUUUGUGUGCCUCGCGAGAUUUGCUAGGCGGCGGCAGUCAGGGCAGCAAAGGAAAGGAGAACACUUUUUAAACACACGUUUACAUUGACAAUUGUCUGCCGCCAUGUCUUCUUCUUGUUUUUGUCGGCUCCUGUACUUGCUAACGCUUGGUCUUGUGUGCCAUACUACGUGGGCUCAGCAGCGGAGCCUCUCAGCAGAGAAUCUGCUGGUCAUCACCGCAGCAACAGAGGAGACGGACGGCUUUGUACGAUUCAUGAGGACGGCCAAAGAGUUCAACUACACUGUGAAGGUCCUGGGUCUGGGAGAGGAGUGGCGCGGUGGCGACGUGGCUCGCACGGUCGGCGGCGGCCAGAAAGUGCGAUGGCUGAAGAAGGAACUGCUGAAACAUGCUCACCGGGAAGAGCUUGUCAUCAUGUUUGUGGACAGCUAUGAUGUCCUCUUCGCUUCGGGUCCGGAGGAAGUUAUGCGCAAGUUUUUCCGCCUUGGUCACAGAGUGGUUUUCUCGGCGGAGGGCUUCUGUUGGCCAGACCAGCGUCUGGCUCCCAAGUACCCCGCCGUGCAUUCUGGGAAACGCUACCUCAACUCGGGAGGGUUUGUGGGCUUUGCUACGGACAUCAACGCCAUGGUUCAGCAGUGGAAAUUAAAAGAUGACGACGACGACCAGCUUUUCUACACCAAAAUCUACUUGGACCGGGCGCAGCGGACCAAAUUCAACAUGACUCUGGACCACCGCUCAAGGAUCUUCCAGAACCUGAAUGGAGCUGUUGAUGAAGUUGUUUUAAAGUUUGAGAGGGCAAAGGUCAGAGUGAGGAAUGUGGCCUAUGACACACUUCCUGUUGUCAUCCAUGGCAACGGACCCACUAAGCUGCACCUGAACUAUCUGGGGAACUAUGUCCCGACGGCGUGGACGUACGAGGAUGGCUGUGGUGUUUGUGACAACGACCUGCUCUUCUUUGAUGCCGUGGAUGAUCAGGACAUGCCUCUGGUCUAUGUGGCUGUGUUCAUCCAACACGCCACGCCCUUCAUGGAGGAGUUUCUGGAGCGGCUAACUACGCUCAACUAUCCUCUCGCUCGCAUCCGACUCUUCAUCCACAACAACGUGGUCUACCAUGAACGCCACAUUCACAAAUUUUGGAAGCAACAUAGAGCGCUCUUUCCCGAUGCUGUGCUGAUUGGACCUGAGGAGAACCUGCAAGAGGACAGGGCUCGCAACAUGGCUGUAGAGGCUUGUAAGAAGGAUCAGGAUUGUGAUUACUACUUCAGCAUCGACUCGUCUGUAGCCUUGACCAACCCCGACACACUGAGAAUACUCAUGGAGGAGAACAAAUCCGUCAUUGCACCCAUGCUGUCCAAACAUGGAAAACUGUGGAGUAACUUUUGGGGGGCUCUGAGUGCAGAAGGCUACUACUCCAGAUCUGAAGACUACAUUGAGAUUGUCCAAGGAAAGAGGAUGGGUCUCUGGAAUGUUCCGUACAUGUCCCAGGCUUACCUGAUCAAAGGCAGCAUACUGAGGUCGAAACUGUCCCGGGUGAACCUGUAUGAGGACCCCAGCAUGGAUCCAGACAUGGUGUUCUGUAGGAGGAUCAGGGAACAGGUGACUUAUUUUUAUUAUCAUCAUCUGGUGUUCUGCUGCCUGAUCAUCUCAUGUCAACACACACAGGGGGUGUUUUUGUUCGUGUCCAACCGAGACGACUUUGGCCGUCUGGUAUCUUCUAACAACUUCAAUACAUCCAGGCUGCAUCCUGACAUGUGGCAGAUCUUCGACAACCCUCUGGACUGGAAGGAGAAGUACAUCCAUGAGAACUACUCCAAGAUCUUCGAGGACCAGAAGAGCUUUGUGGAACAGCCAUGUCCAGAUGUGUACUGGUUCCCGGCCUUCUCUGAAAAGAUGUGUGACAACUUGGUGGAGACCAUGGAGGACCACGGCGAGUGGUCUGGCGGUUCCCACAAGGACGAGCGCCUGGCAGGCGGCUACGAAAAUGUCCCAACUGUGGAUAUCCACAUGAACCAGAUUGGAUUUGAGAAGGAAUGGCUCAAAUUCCUUAAAGAGUACAUUGUGCCUGUAACAGAAAAACUCUAUCCUGGAUACUACCCUAAGGCUCAGGCCAUCAUGAAUUUCGUGGUGCGUUACCGUCCUGACGAGCAACCGUCUUUGCGACCGCAUCACGACUCGUCCACGUUCACCAUCAACAUCGCCCUUAACAGCAAGGAUGUGGACUAUGAGGGUGGGGGCUGCAGGUUCCUGCGUUACGACUGCCAAGUGGAGUCCCCCAGGAAGGGCUGGUCCUUCAUGCAUCCCGGCCGCCUGACUCAUUAUCACGAGGGCCUGCCUACCACCAGUGGCACCAGGUACAUCAUGGUGUCCUUUGUUGACCCCUAGAUGCCCUGCUGCGGCUGUGUGUGCGUGAGAGAGCGUCAUCACACAUCACGCACUGACUUGGCCGGUGACCUUGAAUGCAUCUCAGCAGAAACUUUCCAGUUGAAUUUCAUUCAUGCUCCUGAUUAGAUGCCUAGCCUUGCUGUGUGGUCACGUGUUUCUCACUCUGGCACGGGACACGCCUGCCUGGCGGUCUCCGUAGCAACCAGCAAUGCUUGUCAUUCCGAUGGAAGGGAGCAGAGCAACACCUCGUAGUCCUUAAUCAUUUCAGCUCUAUGUUUUCAGAAUUCACACACCAUUUGGAAUGGGAUCAGUGUAUACAUGGCUGGAGUUGAGCUCUAACAGAACAACUUAAACAAAAAAAAAACUCACACAGUACUACAUACAGUACUAUACAGCUACUACUCAGUGUUGUGGCCUUUUUACAUGGAAAAUGCAAUAUUUAGUAUAUACAAAUGACUGUUGACUGUAUUGAAGAAGAUGAAUGAAUUUAUCGUCUUUAUGGGAGCUCAGGGAGGCAUUGAGGGUGGUUGGCUCCCACCUGAGUUGAACCUUUUUUUUUUUUU
Messenger RNA from Doryrhamphus excisus (bluestripe pipefish), 2987 nucleotides. The record is from RefSeq and is a predicted model, not a curated record. Lineage: Eukaryota; Metazoa; Chordata; Actinopteri; Syngnathiformes; Syngnathidae.